Opisthorchis viverrini is the source of this 420-nucleotide messenger RNA. RefSeq lists its product as hypothetical. The coding region runs from base 1 to 420 and encodes 139 amino acids. The record is from RefSeq and is a predicted model, not a curated record. The transcript has 2 exons. Lineage: Eukaryota; Metazoa; Platyhelminthes; Trematoda; Opisthorchiida; Opisthorchiidae.
AUGAUCAACUGUGGACCUAAAAUGAGUUAUUCUCAUCUACAGGUGGAGCAAAGCGGCUGGGUAAACGAGUGUCAGUACGAUUAUCUGUAUGUUUAUGUUGACACUGGCGACGAUAUAGAAGCUUAUGGGCCAUUCUGCGGCACGAGGAUUCCGGAUCCUGUCCUAUAUGUUGGUAAAGCCCAGGUUACCUUCGUGACUGAUACAGAGGGAACACGCAAGGGAUUUUCACUGUUAUAUGGACUAGAACCUGACAUGACCAAGUGCCCAGAGUCAGAAGCAGUGACCCACUUCUAUGUGCCUACACUCUGUUAUUAUUUGGCGAUAAUGGUAAGUCGCUGCAACUUCCAUACAAUCCAUUCAAAGCCAUCAAAAUUAACCACUGAGAGUACGUGCCUCUUUGGCUACCGCGUUUUUAUUUGA